GUUCUUGUCUUCCAGUUGGGGCUGUACUAACACCAUUACUGGUUUGCCACUCUUAGAGUGUCCCCUUCUCGCAGUAUCUGUGCUUGCCCAUCAGACACUAUGAGGAGAUUGGCUUUUCGAGGUGCUGGUUCUACUCUGGUAAAUCUGAAGAAGUUGGAUUCCAUGGGUUCCAAGAGGCGAAGAGCUACCUCUCCUUCCAGCAGCGUCAGCGGCGGAGACUUCGACGAUGCUCAUCACUCCACCAAUAUUCCAGGCCCAAGCAGGAAGAGGAGGAGACUUUCCAAUCUCCCAACUGUAGAUCCUAUUGCUGUCUGCCAUGAGCUCUACAACACCAUCAGAGACUACAAAGAUGAGCAGGGCAGGCUCCUUUGUGAGCUCUUCAUCAGGGCACCCAAGAGAAGAAAUCAGCCAGAUUAUUAUGAAGUGGUUUCUCAGCCAAUUGAUUUAAUGAAAAUCCAACAAAAGCUGAAGAUGGAGGAAUAUGAUGAUGUGAAUGUGCUGACUGCUGAUUUCCAGCUUCUCUUUAACAAUGCAAAGGCUUACUAUAAGCCAGAUUCUCCUGAAUAUAAAGCUGCCUGCAAACUAUGGGAGCUGUAUUUGCGCACAAAAAAUGAAUUUGUUCAGAAAGGUGAUGCUGAGGAGGAUGAUGAUGAUGAGGAAGGGCAUGACAAUCAAGCAAAUUCUGAAUUAUCAUCUCCAGGUUACCUGAAGGAAAUUCUGGAACAGCUUCUUGAAGCUGUAGCUGUUGCCACAAACCCCUCAGGACGCCUCAUAAGUGAACUGUUUCAGAAACUUCCUUCUAAAGUGCAAUAUCCAGAUUAUUAUGCAAUAAUAAAGGAACCCAUAGAUCUUAAAACUAUUGCCCAAAGGAUACAGAAUGGAACUUACAAAAGCAUUCAUGCCAUGGCCAAGGACAUAGAUCUUCUGGCAAAGAAUGCCAAAACCUACAAUGAGCCUGGAUCCCAAGUAUUCAAGGAUGCAAAUGCAAUUAAAAAGAUAUUUAAUAUGAAAAAGGCUGAGAUUGAACACAGUGAGUUGGCCAAGUCAAGUCUCCGAAUCAGGACUGCAUCAAAUUUGGCUGCUUCCAAGCUGACAGGUCCUUCCUCACAGGGUAAAGGCAGUGUUGGGGAUGAGAGAAAUUCUUCUAACAAAUAUUACCGUAACAAAAGAUCAGCCCAAGGGGAUCGUUUAUCAGCAAUAACCAUGGCAUUGCAAUAUGGAUCAGAAAGCGAUGAGGAUGCAGCUUUGGCUGCUGCUGCUCGUUAUGAAGAGGGGGAGUCUGAAGCUGAGAGCAUUACCUCCUUCAUGGACACUUCUAAUCCUCUUUACCAGCUUUAUGACACAGUUAGAAGUUGCCGAAAUAACCAGGGCCAGCUCAUCUCAGAACCUUUUUUCCACUUGCCCUCCAAGAAAAAGUAUCCUGAUUAUUAUCAGCAGAUUAAAACACCCAUUUCAUUGCAGCAGAUCAGAACCAAGCUGAAGAAUCAUGAGUAUGAAACUUUAGACCAGUUGGAGGCUGAUCUGAAUUUGAUGUUUGAAAAUGCCAAGCGCUACAAUGUCCCCAAUUCUGCCAUCUAUAAAAGAGUGCUGAAAAUGCAGCAGGUCAUGCAGGCAAAGAAGAAGGAGCUUGCUAGGAGAGAUGACAUUGAGGAUGGGGACAGCAUGAUUUCUUCUGCUACAUCUGAUACUGGAAGCUCAAAAAGGAAAAGUAAAAAGAACAUACGGAAGCAGCGGAUGAAGAUCUUGUACAAUGCUGUUCUGGAAGCUCGAGAGCCCGGCACAGGCAGGAGGCUCUGUGAUCUGUUCAUGGUUAAACCAUCCAAAAAGGACUAUCCAGACUAUUACAAAAUCAUCCUGGAGCCAAUGGACUUGAAGAUGAUCGAGCACAACAUCCGCAAUGACAAGUACGUGGCAGAGGAGGCCAUGAUUGAGGACAUGAAGCUCAUGUUCCGCAACGCCAGGCACUACAAUGAGGAGGGCUCCCAGGUGUACAAUGAUGCCCAUAUGCUGGAAAAGAUCCUUAAAGAAAAAAGGAAAGAGCUGGGACCCUUGGCUGAAGAUGAUGAUGUUGCAUCCCCUAAACUAAAGCUAAGUAGGAAGAGUGGCAUUUCUCCCAAGAAGUCCAAGUACAUGACUCCGAUGCAGCAGAAGCUGAACGAGGUGUACGAGGCGGUGAAGAACUACACGGACAAGCGCGGGCGGCGGCUGAGCGCCAUCUUCCUGCGGCUGCCGUCCCGCUCCGAGCUCCCCGACUACUACGUCACCAUCAAGAAACCCGUGGACAUGGAGAAGAUCAGGAGCCACAUGAUGGCAAAUAAAUACCAGGACAUCGACUCCAUGGUGGAGGACUUUGUCAUGAUGUUCAAUAAUGCUUGCACGUACAAUGAGCCGGAGUCUUUGAUUUAUAAAGAUGCCUUGGUCCUCCACAAGGUUUUGCUUGAAACUCGGAGAGAAAUAGAAGGAGAUGAGGAUUCUCAUGUACCCAAUGUCACUUUGCUGAUUCAGGAACUUAUCCAUAACCUCUUUGUAUCUGUUAUGAGCCACCAGGAUGAUGAGGGCAGAUGCUACAGCGACUCCUUAGCUGAGAUUCCUGCUGUUGAUCCCAACUUCCCAAAUAAACCUCCUCUGACUUUUGAUAUUAUCCGAAAAAAUGUUGAAAAUAAUCGCUACAGAAGAUUGGACUUGUUCCAGGAGAACAUGUUUGAGGUACUGGAGAGAGCACGGAGAAUGAACAGGACUGAUUCAGAGAUCUAUGAGGAUGCAGUGGAACUUCAGCAGUUCUUCAUUAAAAUUCGAGAUGAACUGUGUAAAAAUGGAGAGAUUCUGCUGUCACCUGCUCUCAGCUACACCACCAAGCAUCUUCACAAUGAUGUAGAAAAGGAAAAGAAGGAAAAGCUGCCCAAAGAAAUAGAAGAGGAUAAGCUCAAAAGGGAGGAGGAGAAGAGAGAAGCUGAAAAGAGCGAAGAUUCCUCUGGAUCAGCUGGGCUGUCAAGUUUGCAUCGGACCUACAGCCAGGACUGCAGCUUCAAGAACAGCAUGUACCAUGUGGGGGAUUAUGUGUAUGUGGAGCCUGCAGAGGCCAACCUGCAGCCUCACAUUGUCUGCAUUGAGAGGCUGUGGGAAGAUUCAGCUGGAGAGAAGUGGCUCUAUGGCUGCUGGUUUUAUCGACCAAAUGAAACUUUUCAUCUUGCAACACGAAAAUUCCUGGAGAAAGAAGUUUUUAAAAGUGAUUAUUACAAUAAAGUUCCUGUUAGCAAAAUUUUAGGCAAAUGUGUGGUCAUGUUUGUCAAGGAAUAUUUUAAAUUGUGCCCUGAAAACUUCAGAGAUGAGGAUGUCUACGUUUGCGAGUCGCGCUAUUCUGCGAAGACAAAGUCUUUUAAAAAGAUUAAAUUGUGGACUAUGCCUGUGAGCUCUGUCAGAUUUGUCCCACGAGAUGUUCCCCUGCCUGUGGUCAGAGUGGCUUCUGUGUUUGCCAAUACAGACAAAGUAGAUGAGGAGAAACACAGUGAAACACUGGAGGACAGUAAGGUGGGAGAAAGUAUCCUUCAUCUUGAAAAGGACAAAGAAGAUGUUCCAGUAGAAAUGUCCAAUGGGGAACCUGGUUGCCAUUACUUUGAGCAGCUCUGCUACAAUGACAUGUGGCUGAAAGUUGGGGACUGUGUCUUCAUAAAAUCUCACGGGUUGGUGCGGCCUCGUGUAGGAAGAAUUGAGAAGAUGUGGGUACGAGAUGGAGCUGCAUAUUUCUUUGGUCCAAUCUUUAUACAUCCUGAAGAAACUGAGCAUGAGCCAACGAAAAUGUUCUACAAGAAGGAAGUGUUUUUGAGUAACUUGGAAGAAACCUGUCCCAUGACUUGCAUUUUGGGAAAGUGUGUCGUUCUGUCAUUCAAAGACUUCCUCUCCUGCAGACCAACAGAAAUCUCCGAAAAUGAUGUUUUUCUUUGCGAGAGCCGCUACAAUGAAAGCGACAAACAAAUGAAGAAAUUCAAGGGGUUGAAGAGGUUUUCACUGUCUGCAAAAGUUGUAGAUGAUGAAAUAUACUAUUUUAGAAAACCCAUAGUUCCUCAGAAGGAGCCAUCUCCUCUACUGGAAAAGAAGAUUCAGCAGCUGGAAGCAAAAUUUGCUGAGUUGGAAGGAGGUGAUGAGGACAUGGAAGAGAUGGGAGAAGAGGAAGGUGAUAUGACUGAAACACCUUCUAUGCCUCAGCUUCAGGCCCCCUUAGCCAGUGAUUUGGAUAUAAUGCCUUAUACUCCACCACAGUCCACUCCCAAGUCUGUUAAGGGCAGCACCAAGAAGGAGGGAUCAAAAAGGAAGAUCAACAUGAGUGGGUACAUCUUGUUUAGCAGCGAGAUGAGAGCUGUGAUUAAAGCUCAGCACCCUGACUACUCCUUUGGAGAGCUCAGCAGACUUGUAGGAACUGAAUGGAGAAACUUGGAAGCAACAAAAAAAGCAGAAUAUGAAGAGCGGGCAGCUAAAGUUGCUGAGCAGCAGGAGAGAGAGCGAGCAGCACAGCAGCAGAAUUCCUCCCCCCGGGCAGGCACUCCUGUCGGGGCUCUUAUGGGGGUGGUGCCGCCACCAACACCAAUGGGAAUGCUCAAUCAGCAGUUGACACCCGUUGCAGGCAUGAUAAGUGGCUAUCCACCGGUGCUGCCACCUUUGCAGGGCCCAGUUGAUGGCAUUGUUAGCAUGGGCAGCAUGCAGCCACUUCACCCAGGGGUGCCACCACCCCACCAACUCCCGCCAGGUAUGCCAGGCAUCCCAGGCAUCCCACCACCCGGUGUUAUAGGCCAAAAUGUGUCCCCCAUGGUAGGCACUCCAGCACCAGGAGCAAGUCCUUUUGGACAGCAGAUCGGGAUCCUGGGCCCGCCGGGCCAGCAGGCGCCCCCGCCGUACCCCGGGCAGAGCCCUGCCAGCCAGCCCGUGAUGCAGCAGCCCAGCACCCCCAUGUUUGUCUCCCCUCCACCAAAGACACAGAGGCUCCUCCAUUCUGAAGCCUACCUGAAAUACAUCGAGGGGCUCAGUGCCGAGUCAAACAGUAUCAGCAAGUGGGACCAGACCCUUGCAGCGCGGAGGCGAGAUGUGCACUUGUCCAAGGAGCAGGAGAGCCGGCUGCCCUCGCACUGGCUGAAGAGCAAAGGGGCUCACACCACCAUGGCCGACGCGCUGUGGCGCCUGCGGGACCUGAUGCUGCGGGACACGCUGAACAUCCGCCAGGCCUACAACCUGGAGAACGUGUAGGCACGGCACACGCCUGCCAGGAGCUCACGGGACAAUAGCUGGUUUAGGUACUCGGUGGGAAGAGAGAACCAACAAUAAUUUGUAUUGCAUUUUACUGUACAUUGCAAGACCAUUUUUAUAUAAGGACACUUUUAAUAAGCAUAUUUCACUUUUUGUUAUAUUAAGUUGACUUUAUCAAAUACACGGAUUUUUUGCAUAUGUUUCCUUUGUUUGAACGGCGAUUUCAUAAUUGGUUGAGUGUAGUCAAGGAUUCAUCUUUCUUAUACUUUAUUGCUGAGAAUCUGAUGCCAUUGUUUUUAUAUUAAAAAAAAAAAAAAGGAAAACAAAGUAUUUACAGAUUGAUACAGUGGAAUGUGAAUUAGUCAUAGUUUACAUCCUAUAAGAAUGUGUGUACCUGUGCUUGUGUGUGUGCUGGCCGCUUUGGGCAGAGCCGCUCGGGUGUCAACAGGGAGGAUCUCUUAGAAGAAGCUAAAGGUAAGAUGUGCUUUGGCACUAAGGAAAAUUGGAAUUCCAAGUCAACCCUGAGGUGGCUGAGUGGGCCACAGCAGCCCUGGAAGUGCUGGUAUGGACGGGACAGGGGUGUCUCGACUGCUCAUGUUGUCCAGUCCUGUCCAGUUAUUUAACUGUGUAGCCAAGGCCAUUGUGAUCCUGAAUCAGUAACAGUCCCUGUGCUGGCAGGCCCUUAGAGGGGAAGUGUUUCACUGCCAUGCCCUGUGCUGGGGGUUCUGUGAUGUCCCCCACACCCAGAGUGGGGCAGGGAAGCUCCUUCCCUGAAGGAAGCUUCCUUCUGUGCCGGAACCGCAGAACUGGGAACCAGCCCAGGUCUUGGAAGGUAAGUUAGGGGAGAAAAGUCGACUUGUUCUGUUAGUGAAGUAAUGUGACUUUUUUUUUAAAAUUCACACAUACUCUGUUCAUGAUUGGGCAUUGUAAGACAUUUUUGUAUGCUUUCUUUAAGUGUAUUAAUUAACCUUAGUGAAAGUUUUGCAAUGCAAAUUUGAGUGAAAUUUGAUGCUUAAAUUAACUUGACAGUAAAAUACUACUGUAUGGUGUGGUAUGUGUAAGGUCAGCAUACCCAGUACAUUGGAGAAAUAGAGUACUUGCAUUGCAGCCUUCAAAGGGUUUGGGUUUG
Molecule: messenger RNA, 6364 nt
Organism: Ficedula albicollis (Collared flycatcher)
Lineage: Eukaryota; Metazoa; Chordata; Aves; Passeriformes; Muscicapidae
Gene: PBRM1
Product: polybromo 1
Exons: 31
Coding region: 100-5235 (1711 amino acids)
Biological process (GO): chromatin remodeling
Cellular component (GO): RSC-type complex
Molecular function (GO): chromatin binding; protein binding
Source: RefSeq, a predicted model, not a curated record